AUGCCGCUAGCCAUCGACUUCCUCCAAUCGCUCAUGUGUCUUUGUACUGACUACACAGAGGUCGACAUUAAUGUCAUCGUGCCGGAUUCAGGCGAGGUCGAUGCGUUCAGGGGGGCUGUGGACAACCUGACGAGCUGCGGGGAUACCUUCAGCAUUUUCCCUGUCCCACCGAAUAACGUGAACGGACCGAAGGCGAAUGUUCAUAUUAUCAACAUGUUUGACAUACUCCCGCCAGUGUUUCAUUCAAUAACGAUCAAGAAAUUGGCGGCAGCCGCGACGCUCGAAUACGACUACGCGCUUUGGCUGGACUCGGAGUCCAUCGUCGUCCAGCCAUUCAGCAUACGCCAGAUGUUCGAUACCUAUGUCGCAGCCACAACGGUAUGGAGAUGGCGCAACACGAACCACGACGUGAUGCGUGACAUGAUGUCGGGCUCGGCCGGUAUGCUGAACCGAACCAUCGAAUCCUUCGGUCCGGCGUUCUGGAACUUGGAGAGCCAGGAGUGGAUAAUCGAGAAGACCGUCAUCGACGACCUCUUCCAGUACGUCGAGAUGGUACACAGCCAGGAUUUUUGGUCGGCGUGGGCUACGCACGGCGCACCGUUCGAGAUCACGCUUUACAACAUGCACAUCCAAUCCCGAAAGCUGGAGACCACCGAUCCCAUGUUUACAAAGUACCGGAUCUUGGAGUCUGAAAUGGAGAUGGAGAAGUACGGCGUGUUAUCGGCGAGCUCGCAAUAUGUCAAGGAGGCUAUGACACAAAUCGGACUGUUGGAACGGAGUUGGCUGUUUCUUCAGGUCCCGGGAGUAGCGCAGAAGCUAUCCAAGAUGUUACGAAACUACAGUUUGCAGCUGUACCGGCUGGACGAUCUCGACAUCGCGCCACCGGAAGUUAUUAACAGGUUCCUCCUCGACACGCCAAUACACUUUCUGUGCUCGGGCGCGCCCCCUUUACAUAGUUGGUGGGAGGGACGAAACAAAUUUGUAUAA
Colletotrichum destructivum is the source of this 987-nucleotide messenger RNA. RefSeq lists its product as uncharacterized. The coding region runs from base 1 to 987 and encodes 328 amino acids. Lineage: Eukaryota; Fungi; Ascomycota; Sordariomycetes; Glomerellales; Glomerellaceae. The transcript has 3 exons. The record is from RefSeq and is a predicted model, not a curated record.